AUGGACCAAACCUACACAGCACAUUUCAAAGUUCACUGCGCGGAAAUCAAAGAAUGGGAGCACGUGCACGUCGUGGGCAGCUUGCCUGUUCUCGGCGAAUGGUAUCCCAAGAAAUCGUUUCCGUUGACCAAAUCUGAAAAAGAAGAGUAAGAAAGAAGUGAGAGUAUUAGAAAUGUGAUAUUUGUUCAGGAACACAUUCUACGGCGCCAUCUCCGUUCCGACUACUGUAAAACAGUUCCACUUCCGUUAUCUGCGCGUUUCUCACUUGGAUCCGUCGGAAAAUGGCAUCUCCGAACCAAUUAUGAUUCUCUCCAAGUGAGCUUUUCUCUAAGCUUUCUAUUAGAUAGCAGUGACUCAGCCGAGCGCGCGCUCGAACCUAGGUUACCGAGUGACGCAGAUUUCCGGGGAUACGAAGAAGAUGAACGGUAAUUUUCAGAUGGGAAACGUUCAACAGCCCAAGAACUUGCUUAAUUGACGUCGAACACAGAAAUGGGAUCGCCAGAGAAAAUAUCACUGAUCAAUUUGGUUCUUACGGUAAUACCGUUCUUUCUCUUUUCAAAGCGCUCGGCAGUGGCAAGUAAACUGUUUUUAUUAUGAAACCAGCUGAAAUUGAUGAUUUCAUCUGAAAACCAUUUCAUUUUAGGUGGAAAAACACAAAUUUCGGACGGUUGGAUUUUGAACGACUCAGAAAAUGUCGUCUAUUUCCGUAUUCACGGGGAAGCACUGAAGUUUUUCGUGAGAAGUUAUGCUAACAAGGAGGUCCGACUGAAAGUAGAACCAUUCGACGUCCGAUACAGCGAAGUAUGUAUUGAUUUUUUGAGUUUAUGAUCCGGAAAAGAAAGCAAUCCGGUGUUUUCAGAUGUUUUCCUAUUCUCGUAGGGAAAUGACAGACCGUCGGGCGAUUUGGAGGCAUUCCUCGGUGUAUGCCUCCAUGUCUGUAGGUGAAAUGUUGUAUUUGUGAGAACUCUUUAGAUAGUUCAGUUCAUUAUUCCCCAAAAAAACUCAGUCAUACCGCUCAUUUGCUCAGAUCGAUGGAGAAGACGUGGUCAACCUGCCAACACCCGAACUUCCAUGCUUCUCAAACACGGAUUUAUCCGUCUUGACAAGAGAAGACCCAAUUUUCGGCGAUCAAUACUUCAACGGUUCGGUUUUCCGUAAUGACCAAGACUACCUCGUCUUCCGCACACGGACAGUCUCUCUUCAGAACUUGGUUGGUGUUUCGUCACGAUUUUAACUAUAAAUGCUGUAUUUCAGGCGUUCCGCAUAGAGUUCUAUCACAAAGAAAAACGAUGCGCUUUGUCGUAUGUUCUUCCGUCCAGCAUGUCCGGAACACAUGGAGGCACAGUCUCCCCGGUCAUCGGACUCAGCAGCGCACCCGUCGGCCAUAUUCACGGUUUGCCAUCAAUUCGAACAUGUAUGUACUAAAUGCAAUGUUUAGUUGAUUACAUGAUCGUGAAACGCAGUCAGUAUGCUGACCAACUGACUCAAAUCGAUUCGACGAAGGAGACGUUUGGACGUUAUUGGCGAAAACGGAAUCGAAUGCUGCAGAUUGGACACCGAGGAAUGGGCAGCUCUUACACAAAGUAGCACAAAAACGAUAAAAUGAUUUCAUGAACACGUUUUUUCAGAAACAUUGACCAACGAGAGAAUACCAUCUUCUCACUGAAUGAAGCAGCGAGACGAGGAGCCGACUACGUGGAACUCGAUGUUCAGCUCACAAAAGUACCUUUCUUCUUUCUGUGCCUGGGUCCACUAAACGUUUUCAGGACUUGAAAACAGUUGUUUAUCACGAUUUCCACGUUCUGGUCACUGUUGCCGGAAGAGAUUCUCCAAACAACACACCGCCUGCCAACGGCGAAAACAAGUCUCUGCAGGAGAUUGCAAUCAAAGUUCGACUCUGUUUUCCUUCUCUCAGUAGACACGUUAUGCCUUCAGGACCUGACACUGGCUCAGCUCAAACUGCUGCACUUUGAGCACAUUUCCCGUGCGAAUGGCUCGGCCGAUUCGCCCGUCGCUGCUCUUUCUGUUACACCGAGCAAAAACGAAACGGACGAGAUGCACGUACCUUUUCCCUCGCUGGCACAAGUACUACGAAAUGUUGACGAGAAUGUCGGCUUGAAUAUUGAGAUAAAAUAUCCGAUGUAUAUGAAGGUGACAAGACCGACUGGGAUUGGGGGACUAACUUCUAUGUUUCAGGAUGGAACUCAUGAGUGUCAGGGGUACUUUGAACAGAACAAGUUUGUCGAUAUCAUCCUUGCGGAAGUAGCGGAACAAGCUGGAAAUCGUCGCAUUGUGUUUUCUUGUUUCGAGCCUGAUAUUUGCACAAUGUACGUCGGCUUUCUCAAUUUCUGACUACAGAGGGAUUCGUUCCUUUCAGGAUUACUAAAAAGCAACACAAGUACCCCGUAUCUUUCCUCGUGGUCGGCGCAACCAAUCGAUACAUGCCCUUCCAAGUAAGUUUUGACUUUAUUGUGUCAUUUGAAACGAAUAUUUGCAGGAUAUUCGAUCCGACAGUAGCACAAUUGCAGCAAAUUUCGCAGCUGGAUGCGAACUUUUAGGCGUCAACUUCCACAGCGAGGAAUUGUUGAUUGUGAGUCCUUUUGAAGACUGCCAGAGCAUUGCAAUAUAUUUAUUUUCAGGAUCGAAAUCCAAUCACAAUUGCUGAUCGUUACGGUCUCGUGAAAUUCGUAUGGGGUGAUGAUCUCAAUUCGAAAGAAGUACAAAAGCAUUUCAAAGACGAGAUGAAUGUGGACGGACUUAUUUUUGACCGGUUUUUUGUAUUUCUAUUAACUUUUCAAUCAUUUUGUUUCAGAAUGGGUGAAGAUGAAGCUGUGAAACAAAAUGUGUUCGUGGUAGAAAACCAUAAUCGGAGCUCUCUGUUCGCCCGCACCCAAAAUCCAUCUCGCUCUCCCUCCAUGUCCCGUCGAUGCAUGUCAACUGUCGAAUAAUAGUUCAUUGGAAGGGUCUUCAUGGCUUUUCACUUUGCAUAACCGUUUUAUUCACUUUCACCAAAUAAAUUAUUGCCUAGGAGCACAUUUCUACUCUAACCGAUAAGACAACGCUUGUUGCGCGUCUGAUUUCCUCUUCCAUCUAUGUCGCGUCCAUAUUGAUUUUUGAUGGUCACGUGGUUUUCCGAUAUUAUCGUCGUUUCUGUUCUUUCAUUGAGAAUACAAAACUUUUAUAAAAUUCCCCAAAAGAUUAUUGCUUCAUUUGGUCAAUUCCAACACUUUCUUUUCUCAUGCGCAUCCGUGAGAAAGCCUAACUCAAGUGCGCCCCACCGCACAACCCGAAGGUUGCCCGCCAAAAUGAUUGUUCGUAUUCUUGACGCGUCUGGUCGUUUUUUGCGUGCAAUCUACUCACAAACACGUGGCACUUCCGUUGUGUAAAACUUUGGCAAUUUGAUUUUGAAACAUUUCGACCCUGUUAGAACGUUUGCGUUAUUGUUCAAUUGGCCAAGACGUAAAACCUCUGCACAUAAGAUAACCGCCAUUUCGUCUGCUCAUUUCUCAAAAAAUCCACGGAUGAACCGGUUCUUGUGGUGGGAGUUGGUUUAGAUGACAAAUGGCACAUUUUCAUUUAUUUUCUUCCCUUUCUCAAUCUUGAUUUUCUCCACUUAAAAGCUUUUUUUGCAGAUAAAAUUGUAUCAAAGAAUGUUCGAACGUCAAAAUGGAAUCAAUCGAAAAAAGCCCAAAAUCGACGAACUUAUGAUAGACGGACAGGAAAUGGCGCCAUACGUCGACCGGAACAGGCAUUACAAAGAUCCCGAUGUUUCAGUUGCCGCGCUAUCUCAGAUACUUGACCUUAAUGAAUCGCUCGUUCGUGAAACUAUUGCUAAGUACGUCAAUGAAGGGAAUAACGACACCGUGAACGAGUACAGAGAGGCUGAGCAUAUCAGUUCGAGCACCCAGCCCAAAGAAAACGGAUCCCACAAGAGGAAGAAUGAGGAAAACGUGCAAGUGGAUAUUUCAAAGUUGCCCUACAAACAUUCUUCUGGCUCUGGACCGCUGCUCUGGGCGGAUGUUUAUCAUCGUGACACGUCUUCUUCUGAUCAUUUCGCAGAUGUUAUGGAAAGUGUAAUCGGGAAUGGAAAGAAGAACAAAGAGCCGAAGGCCACGCGAGACAAAAAGCAAAAGAAUGAAAACGCCCCGGCAAAAUGUGAGAUGCUCCAUGGCAAUCCUGUUAACCAUCCAACGAUUGGAACUAAUUUCUCGAGAACAGUCCGCAGUGCUGCUAGGAACAACGUGCCAUCUGAACUUGAGAUGAAGAUGAAUGUGGCCACCGAUCAAGGAAACAUCGGAUCAUCAGGCAGAGCGUACGAUUUUCACUAUCGUCCUCCACAAACAGUUGCCGACCGCCGCAGAACACCGACAUUCUCAACACCCACUGCGCCAUUCAAGGUUCCUCCGACGUAUCACCAACAAGUCGUAACGGGUCGUCAAAACUCUGAGCGGGCGCUCUUUCCUGUGAAGUACUUUUUAGCUGCCCAGACGUCGGCCCAUCGAAUAAACUCUGCUUUUCCGUCCAUUCCCAAACCACGAAAAAGUGAGUUUGAGUAAAUAAACUAAACUAUUGAAAUUAUUUGCAGAAAGGUCAAAGUCAUCGAAAUCCGUCUUCUGUUCAAUAUGUAAGCAGCGAUUUGAAUCGGCCGACGAACGCGAGAUGCACGAAAAUGAUCAGCACCCGGAAUACUUCGCGUACGAGUGCCUUGUCUGCGAAGAUCAGCGUCAGUUCGUGACGCGCCGAGAUGUAAUCAACCACUGCAUGCGCGUUCACAAUGAAUUUGUGCAACUUGUAAGUGUGCAAUAUUGACUCUGUUCGGGAAUUGGCGACUGAGCAUUUUUUGAAAAUUUGAGAAAGCACGCUUAGAAUAGCAAUAGCGAUAGAAAAACUGGCAAACGGAUGCCCUAGCAAGUAAUGUUUGAUCAUCUAAUACGUAGAGAUAGCCUCUGAUCUUUCAAUUGGCGGUAUUUCUUGUUUUGGCCCGUGAAAUUUGAAUGAAAGUAAACUAUCAUUUAUUAGACAUUCAUAUUUUCAGUUGGAAGAGAAAAAAAUUAACAAAUCAGCAUUGGCCUGUCUGAAAAAGAAGCAUCACAAAAAAGGCACCGUAGGAGCAGUGGUAAGCAACUCAGACGGCUUUGCUCUGCAUACGUUUCUUUCCUUUGCGUUUCAGUUGGCCCAAGCGAUGGAGGAACACAUAUUGAUGGACGGGGAGACGUUGAACGACAUGUAUGAUCCUUAUAUUUUUCGAGUCAAUUUAGAAAUGUGAGUUUCACAUUUGGUCCACUUUGUGAUCAAAUAAUGCCUUUCUAGGCGAGGAUUUAGACACGGAUUUUGUGACACCGAGCAAGUUCCGGCCACCGCUCGAUAUGAUCUGAUCCAAAACCAGCAGCCGGUCCACACCGUUGUCAACAUUCCGGUGAGUAGAAUGUCUGUCAGUGACGCUUUCAGCCUACAUCUCGUUAAUUUCCAGCAAACACCGCCCUUCCCAAGACAUAUCACUCUGAAUGCCACAGCGACCAGAGACUGGUGUGGAGGCAACCACAGCACUGCAUCAGAUGGUCAUCUGCCCAUAUUAUCUAUUGCUCAGAACACCACAUCUUGA
This is a messenger RNA of Caenorhabditis sp. 36 PRJEB53466, 5602 nucleotides long. Lineage: Eukaryota; Metazoa; Nematoda; Chromadorea; Rhabditida; Rhabditidae. The record is from the annotation of a GenBank genome assembly.